GAGUGACGUCAUCUGUAAUGGACCGGUCGCGCGCGCUUGUUUUCGGAACAGCCAGUGACUGGAGAGAGUCAGUCAGACCAGAUGGAAGUGAAAGAGCAAAGACAAGAAAAAAAAUUAAAUAAAAACACAGAAAAAAAGUAAGAAGGACAAACUCCAGGUGUUGCAGCUGAAAUCUGUGUGACUGUUAAAGAUGGAGUUUAUUAAAGAGGAGAUUGAAGACAUCAGUGAUCCAGAACCAUCCAGAAUAAAAGAUGAAGAAACUGAGGAACAAAUAGACCAGGUGGAAGUGAAACAGCAAAGAGAAGAACUUAAUGAAGAGGAGGAGGAACAUCAUAACUUUAAAAUUCAAAGAACAAAUGCCAACAAGCUGCACACCUGCACUCAGUGUGGAAAGAGUUUCACAGAAAAAGGAUACCUUAACAAACACAUGAGAAUUCACACUGGAGAAAAACCGUUUACAUGCACUCAGUGUGGAAAGAGUUUUUCCCAAGCAUCAAGUCUCAGACAUCAUCUGCUCUGUCAUUCCGGAGAAAAGCCAUUUAACUGUGAUCAUUGUGGUAAAGAUUUUAAUUCAUCAUCAUAUCUAAAACAACACCUGAAAUUUCAUUCAGGUGAGAGGCCUUAUGUGUGCUUUUUCUGUGGAAAUAGUUUUUUGUGGCUGAACAGUUUUAAACAGCACCAGAAAACCCAUAAUGAAAGGAGAGAUCAUGUGUGUUGUGAUUGUGGGAAGAGCUUUAUUACAUCUAGUCAUUUGAAACGGCACCAAAGAAUUCAUACUGGAGAAAAACCUUACAAGUGCUCAUAUUGUGACAAGAGUUUCGCUCAUUCCGGGACCCUGAAAUCACAUGAGCGAGCUCAUACUGGAGAGAAGCCGUACCACUGUACUGAGUGUGGCAAGAGUUUCAAACAUAAAAGAAGCCUUCUGACACACAUGAAGAAAUGUCAUAAGACGUCACAAUCGGUAACAUUUCAUUUUCAUGUCAAAUACGUUCAAGUAAAUGGAACAAAAUGAACAAAAUAUGGUGUUUCCCCCAAAAGCACAAUAUCAUCUAGUUUAACUUUGAAUUUGGCAACUAGAACUAGAAGACUUGUUCGCAGUGUAAUGGCCACCUAACGUUAAAUAUUGUUCAUGACAUCAAUGUUGACGUGUCUUUAAGAUGAAUUCUUGUAUAAACCCUGUUCUUUGACUUAGUAUUGGUGCUAUUGCAAUGACUCUUAAUGCAUUACUUGUAGAAAUUGAAGAAUUACCUUUUUUACUUAAGACAAUUAAAGAUGUCACUGACA
Megalobrama amblycephala (Wuchang bream) is the source of this 1284-nucleotide messenger RNA. RefSeq names its product gastrula zinc finger protein XlCGF7.1-like. The transcript is spliced from 3 exons. Bases 191 to 1012 code for a protein of 273 amino acids. NCBI's taxonomy places the organism in Eukaryota, Metazoa, Chordata, Actinopteri, Cypriniformes, Xenocyprididae. Gene Ontology annotation, cellular component: nucleus. The record is from RefSeq and is a predicted model, not a curated record.